GAGAAUGAGAGAGAGAGAGUGCGCCUGGGCGAGUGUGUGUCUGCGGGGAGAGGCACUUGCAUUGUCUCGGGACCCGCAGCUCCGCGUUGAGGAGAUGUUUGCAAGCCCCUUGGAUGCACAUUUCCUCUUCUUUUCUCUUUCUUUUUGUCAGCGGUUCAGCGAGGAAGAAUGCCUCCAACCCAACCCAACCCAGGCCAAUAUGCUCUCACCAAUGGGGACCCCCUGAACGGUCACUGCUAUCUGUCUGGAUACAUCUCACUGCUGCUGCGGGCCGAGCCCUACCCUACCUCCCGCUACGGCAGCCAGUGUAUGCAGCCCAACAACAUCAUGGGCAUAGAGAACAUCUGCGAGCUGGCCGCCCGCCUGCUCUUCAGCGCCGUCGAGUGGGCCCGCAACAUUCCCUUCUUCCCGGACCUGCAGAUCACAGACCAGGUGGCCCUGCUGAGGCUCACGUGGAGCGAGCUGUUUGUCCUCAACGCUGCGCAGUGCUCCAUGCCCCUCCACGUGGCCCCGUUGCUGGCCGCAGCCGGCCUGCACGCCUCGCCUAUGUCCGCCGACCGGGUCGUGGCCUUCAUGGAUCACAUCCGCAUCUUCCAGGAGCAGGUGGAGAAGCUUAAGGCCCUGCACGUCGACUCCGCGGAGUACAGCUGCCUCAAAGCCAUCGUCCUCUUCACUUCAGAGUCAGAAGGAGCCAAAAGAAAACCAUUCUCUAGCAAAGAUGGCAAAGCUCUCCCAAGGCCUUGUUGA
This is a messenger RNA of Gracilinanus agilis (Agile Gracile Mouse Opossum), 747 nucleotides long. Its product is annotated as nuclear receptor subfamily 2 group F member 1-A-like. The record is from RefSeq and is a predicted model, not a curated record. Lineage: Eukaryota; Metazoa; Chordata; Mammalia; Didelphimorphia; Didelphidae. Gene Ontology annotation, biological process: negative regulation of transcription by RNA polymerase II; anatomical structure development; positive regulation of transcription by RNA polymerase II. Gene Ontology annotation, molecular function: RNA polymerase II cis-regulatory region sequence-specific DNA binding; nuclear receptor activity. The transcript is spliced from 2 exons. The coding region runs from base 169 to 747 and encodes 192 amino acids.